UCCACGCGCCGCUCGAUGCUUGUCCGACACCGACUCACCCAGAAGCACUGUUGUUGUAAAGCCCUGGAAGCAUCAGUCAGUAGUGGUGAGGUCAGCCAGGGACCGCUGGUGCGAGAGUGGCCCCACGUCCCGCCGCGGUCUCGUGGAGAACUGACGCCGAGCGCGCCGCAAAGCAGCCCGUUCAGGGCUGUAGCGGAGAUUCUCAAGGCCGCUCGGUCACCUGUGUUCCAGAUCGCUUCCAAGUACGACCCCCAGGCCGAGGAGGACCUCCGCAGCUGGAUCGAAGAGGUGACCGGCCUGAGCAUCGGCCCCAACUUCCAGCUGGGCCUGAAGGACGGGAUCAUCCUCUGCGAGCUCAUCAACAAGCUGCAACCGGGCUCCGUGAAGAGGGUGAACGAGUCCUCGCUUAACUGGCCUCAGCUGGAAAAUAUCGGCAACUUCAUCAAAGCCAUCCAGGCGUACGGCAUGAAGCCCCACGACAUAUUCGAAGCCAACGACCUUUUCGAGAACGGAAACAUGACCCAGGUCCAGACGACGCUGGUGGCCCUGGCCGGCCUGGCCAAGACAAAGGGCUUCCACACCACCAUCGACAUUGGAGUGAAGUACGCGGAGAAACAGACGCGGCGUUUCGAUGAGGGGAAGCUGAAAGCCGGCCAGAGUGUGAUCGGUUUGCAGAUGGGAACCAACAAGUGCGCCAGCCAGGCGGGGAUGACCGCCUACGGGACCAGGAGGCACCUGUACGAUCCCAAAAUGCAAACCGACAAGCCUUUUGACCAGACCACCAUCAGCCUGCAGAUGGGCACCAACAAGGGGGCCAGCCAGGCCGGGAUGCUGGCGCCAGGUACCAGGAGAGACAUCUACGACCAGAAGCUCACCUUACAGCCCGUGGACAACUCGACCAUUUCCCUUCAGAUGGGCACCAACAAAGUCGCCUCCCAGAAAGGCAUGAGCGUGUACGGGCUCGGGCGGCAGGUCUACGAUCCCAAGUACUGUGCCGCUCCGACAGAACCUGUCAUUCACAACGGGAGCCAGGGCACCGGAACCAACGGGUCGGAGAUCAGCGACAGCGACUACCAGGCAGAAUACCCCGACGACUACCACGGCGAGUACCCGGACGACUACCCCCGCGAGUACCAGUACGGCGACCAGGGCAUCGAUUACUAGGCAGGGAGGAGCUCGGGGCUCACAGAGCCGCGGUUUCUGUUCGGCGAGAGCCGAGCUGGCCUUGAGUGAUUUUUACCUUGUCUUCCUAAAACACUAUCACGCUUAUUGUCCCUAAAAGAAAUACUGCCUUACGUGCGUACAUUCCUUUCCUGUCUCUGCCUCUCCCCUCAAUAGUUGCCUUUUGUGCCGUAACAGUUAAAUCCUGCAGCACAGCCAGUAACUCGAGCAUGAAGUAUGAGUAACACUGUGAAAGGGAGUCCUCGUGUCCAGCCAGCUCCCCUACGGGCUCUGCAGUCUCACAACCUUCUACUGAAACGAACGCGUCUUCAGACAACAGGAGGCUUUUUUUUUUUUUUUUUUACAGUUUAGUGUCUGGCUCCUACGUGGAAGACUAAACUCGUGCUUAUAGCUACAGGUGGCGUCCGCCAGCUGAACCGAAGAUGCAGCAUUUUAGACACUUACGUAUCGAUGUUCCUGCAGUAUUGUUUGCUAAUUUUUAAAUAAAGUCCUGAUCCGAGUGCAUUGGUGAUGCCGUGCCUUCUCAUUCUCGCCCGAGCCGGCGGGACCGUCUCCGCGCGGCGCCUCCCGAGGAGCGUGCGUGAGGGCGGCCUGCGGGCCCGCGGGCCUGGGUGGCGCGUGUGCCCUUCCGUCUGUGCCAAUGUACCAGUGUAGACGUGCUCUGUCUUCAACUGUAUUUAUUGCUGCAUUUCUCAGCAUAAACUUAUCCCAUUGUAUUUUUUAUAAAUAAAUAUUUUUUUUGAACAUU
Miniopterus natalensis is the source of this 1930-nucleotide messenger RNA. NCBI's taxonomy places the organism in Eukaryota, Metazoa, Chordata, Mammalia, Chiroptera, Miniopteridae. The record is from RefSeq and is a predicted model, not a curated record.